ACUGCAAUUUGUAUAGAUCGAUUCCCUGCCUAUAAAUACAGGUAGCCUACUACCUCAAUGCCACUCCCAGCCGGGAACAGUACCAUAGUUACAGUUACAAGCUCAGCUGGUCAGGGCAUUGUGAAUGGUGCUUAUAAGAUAGAAACAUCUUCAAAAGAAACAAAUAAAAAAACUGGCAACCAUGAGCACUUUCACUCCAGAGGACUUUGGCUUCACCUUCCUGAAGGAUGGGACUUCUGUCCAGGACUUUAUCGAUCAGAGGAUCAAGGCGUUGUCUGCGUCGGAUGCCAAGGAUGCCUUCUACGUGGCGGACCUGGGGGAGGUAAUGAGGAGGUACCUGUUGUGGGUACGUGAGAUACCUCGCGUCACACCCUUCUACGCCGUCAAGUGCAACGAAAGCCGCCCCAUUGUCAUGAUGCUUGCCGCUCUGGGGACAGGGUUCGACUGCGCCAGCAAGUAUGAGAUGCAUCUCAUAACGUCUCUCGGGGUGGACCCCAGCAGGAUCAUCUAUGCCAACACCAUCAAGCAGCGCUCCCACCUCAAAUACGCCGCUGCCCAUGGGAUCCAGAAGAUGGUCUUUGACAACGAGGCAGAGCUUAUUAAGAUUGCCCAAUGCUGUGAAAAUGCCAAGCUGGUCCUCCGCAUUGCCGUGGAUGACAAGUAUUCCAAGUUGAAAAUGAGCAAAAAGUUUGGGGCGAAGCUGGAGAGAUGCCCGGCACUCCUGAAACGUGCGCAGGAGCUGGGCCUGGACGUCAUCGGGGUCAGCUUCCACGUGGGCAGCUACUGCAUGAAACCUGUGGCUUACACAGAGGCCAUCGCAAAUGCCAAAGGCAUCUUUGACCUGGCGGCAAAGAUUGGCUACAAAAUGACCUCCCUGGACCUUGGUGGAGGAUACCCUGGGUUUGACAUUCCCAAUGUUCUUAACUUUAAACAGUUUGCAGUUGAAAUAAACCUUGCUCUGGACAAGUACUUCCCCGUCAGCACCGGAGUCCAAAUAAUCAGCGAGCCGGGUCGCUUCUUUCAAUCAUCAGCCUACACGCUGGCUGUCAAUAUCAUCGGUAAGAGGGUGGACAUGGAGAAGUCGGCCGACGAUGGCAAAGAAGACGGGGCCAACAGAAAGACUAUUAGUUACUAUGUGAAUGAUGGCAUCCACACUUCAUUCGAAUUUGUCGUUUUCCCCAAUGCCUAUGUCCUGCCAAGUACACACAAGAGAAGCAAGCCAGGUGAGCACUUCUACCCCAGCACCAUCUGCGGACAGACCUGUGAUGGGCACGACCAGAUUGUGGAACAUUACAGCCUGCCAGAGGCACAGGAGGGUGAAUGGAUGUUCUUCCACCACAUGGGAGCCUACAGCGUCAGCGUCAUGACCGAUUUCAACGGCUUCCCAAAGCCUGAAACCCAAUUUGUGAUGACCCGGAAAGCAUGGCAACGCUUUCUGCAGAUUGCUGCUGCUAAGGGGGACCAAGUCCUUCUUCAACAGCCCAGUCCCCAUGAUGAGCCGGAUGCCUUCUGCCCUGUGGAACCUGGCCUCGCCCGCAAGCACAACCUGACAGGGAAGGAGGGGAAAUGAUUUGUUUAGGGAGGGUGAGAGGCAAGAGUGUGCAUGUUGAUCCUUUCCUCGAUGGUGUAGGGUGUGAACUUUCUUUUUUUAUGAAUUGGAGCAAGACUUAUAGACAAUGAUGAAAUCAAAAACAAAGCAUAUGAUCAUGAGCCAUUCAACACACAUCUCUCUAUUCUCAUUCCUUUUCCCAACUGCAUGUUUGCCCAUCGACUGUUUGUACCCCCAUUUUAACUCCCAUCUUUAGCAUUUGCUCAUUAGAAUGAUGUCUCUGGCUCCUACCCUGCCACCUAGGUGAAGUUGGUUCAAGGUGUCAUAGAACGUGGCCUUGAGGUCAUCAUCUGCAGCAUUGGUAGGUGCAUAGAACAGCAUUAUGAGGGGUUUCAUUCUCUCGCUAUUUGGUUCUGAAAGAAGCAGUGAUGAGGCAACAGACGAUUGGUUCCAAUGCAAUCGGAGCCUUCCGGGUCUUGUUAGUCAUCACAACGCCUACUCCCUCUGUGUAAUUCACUCGCUCUGCUUCAUGCCUGGAGUAGAUCACGCACUGCACUGGGUUCAGUCUUUAAAGAAUUCAUUAUCUACCAAAUGCUUGGUUUUGGAGUUCAUGAUUCACCACGCUUUAAUUUGAUCAGUUAUAGUUUAAAACAUGAUAUGAUAUCACAUGUUCAGGAUAGUGUUUUUGCAACCAAAAUGUCACUGGAUUUCUUUUCACUUAUUUUGUUCCUUCGGGUCACACACUAGUACCUUUUCCUCAAAAAUAAAUACAUUUACAACA
This is a messenger RNA of Conger conger (European conger), 2330 nucleotides long. Its product is annotated as ornithine decarboxylase 1-like. Gene Ontology annotation, cellular component: cytoplasm. The coding region runs from base 182 to 1570 and encodes 462 amino acids. NCBI's taxonomy places the organism in Eukaryota, Metazoa, Chordata, Actinopteri, Anguilliformes, Congridae. Gene Ontology annotation, molecular function: ornithine decarboxylase activity. The record is from RefSeq and is a predicted model, not a curated record. The transcript has 10 exons.